CUCCUCCUUCCAGACAUGGAAUGUGCAGAUGUGCCUUUAUUAACCCCCAGCAGCAAAGAAAUGAUGUCUCAGGCUUUGAAAGCCACCUUCAGUGGGUUUGCCAAAGAGCAGCAGCGCCUGGGGAUCCCCAAAGAUCCCCAGCAGUGGACGGAGACGCACGUGCGGGACUGGGUGAUGUGGGCGGUGAACGAGUUCAGCUUGAAGGAGGUGGACUUCCAAAAGUUCUGCAUGAAUGGAGCUGCCCUCUGUGCCCUGGGCAAGGAGUGCUUCCUGGAGCUAGCUCCUGACUUUGUGGGAGAUAUCCUUUGGGAACACCUGGAGAUCUUGCAGAAAGAAGAGGUAAAACCAUACCCAGCAAAUGGAGUGAACACGACCUACCCAGAGUCCCGCUAUACUUCAGACUACUUCAUUAGUUAUGGCAUCGAGCACGCCCAGUGCGUGCCCCCCUCCGAGUUCUCCGAGCCCAGCUUCAUCACAGAGUCCUACCAGACCCUCCACCCCAUCAGCUCAGAAGAGCUCCUGUCCCUCAAGUAUGAGAAUGACUAUCCCUCAGUGAUCCUGCGUGACCCAGGGCAGACAGACUCCCUGCAGACAGACUACUUCACCAUCAAGCAGGAGGUCGUCACGCCAGACAACAUGUGCAUGGGACGUACCAGUCGAGGUAAACUGGGUGGCCAGGAUUCCUUUGAGAGCAUCGAGAGCUACGACAGCUGCGACAGGCUGACACAGUCCUGGAGCAGCCAGUCCUCCUUCCAGAGCCUCCAGCGUGUCCCUUCCUACGACAGCUUUGACUCAGAGGACUACCCUGCUGCCCUGCCCAACCACAAGCCCAAGGGCACCUUCAAGGACUAUGUUCGAGAUCGGGCUGAUAUGAACAAGGACAAACCUGUCAUCCCUGCUGCUGCCCUCGCUGGCUACACAGGCAGUGGACCCAUCCAGCUGUGGCAAUUACUGCUGGAACUUCUCACUGACAAGUCCUGUCAGUCCUUCAUCAGCUGGACAGGCGACGGCUGGGAAUUCAAACUGUCCGACCCAGAUGAG
Merops nubicus (carmine bee-eater) is the source of this 1041-nucleotide messenger RNA. It is a transcript of the gene ETS1, whose product is annotated as v-ets avian erythroblastosis virus E26 oncogene homolog 1. Lineage: Eukaryota; Metazoa; Chordata; Aves; Coraciiformes; Meropidae. Gene Ontology annotation, molecular function: DNA-binding transcription factor activity, RNA polymerase II-specific; sequence-specific DNA binding. The annotation marks the transcript as partial. The transcript has 6 exons. Gene Ontology annotation, cellular component: nucleus. The record is from RefSeq and is a predicted model, not a curated record. Gene Ontology annotation, biological process: regulation of transcription by RNA polymerase II; cell differentiation.